This is a messenger RNA of Sabethes cyaneus, 1467 nucleotides long. RefSeq lists its product as uncharacterized. Bases 1 to 1467 code for a protein of 488 amino acids. Gene Ontology annotation, molecular function: nucleic acid binding. The record is from RefSeq and is a predicted model, not a curated record. Gene Ontology annotation, biological process: DNA integration. Lineage: Eukaryota; Metazoa; Arthropoda; Insecta; Diptera; Culicidae. The transcript has a single exon.
AUGUCCGUUGAGGAGUUCCUAGAAAGUACGCUGGGGAGUCAGGGUCCUAGUUGGUUAACCUUCCCACGCGCAAAUUGGCCUGCCGAAAAGCCACCUAGUGUUCCAGAAAAUAUACUUGAAAUCCGACAAGUGUCAGCAGUGGUCCAUUCAGCUUCAACAGUCAAUCCUAUCUUCCUUCGAUGGUCAUCAUAUACUCGACUUCUACAUGUUAUAGGAUACUGCCUGCGCUUCAUUGAAAACAUCCGCGUCAAUGCCAGAACACAGCCUCCCCCCGGUUCUCAUCCAGCACUACGAGCCUUAACAGUAAAACAACUAGCACAAGCCAAAACGACGUUAAUUAAACUUGCACAAAAUGACGCCUUUCACUCAGAGCUGAACGACUUGAAGGAAGAAAAAACGAUAGAUGAACGCUCCAAGAUACGUCGAAUGAGUCCGUUUCUAGACCGAGAGGGGGUAUUGAGGGUUGGAGGGCGACUUAAACUAGCUCAACUGCCAUACCAAGCCAAACAUCCUGCCAUACUUCCCAGCUUUCAUCCUUUCUCUCUACUAAUUGCCCAUCACUACCACCAUCAAAUGCUACACGCCGGAGGACGGUUACUAUUAAAUGCUAUUCGUGAAGAAUUUUGGCCACUUCAGGGCCGCAAGCUAGCACACAACGUCGUUCGCAAAUGUAUGCGCUGCACUCGCCUUGACCCAAUACCGGCACAGCAGCAAAUUGGACAACUACCUGCGCAUAGAGUCAUUCCCAGCAGCCCGUUUAACGUCACGGGAGUCGAUUACGCCGAUCCGUUUUACCUACGACCGGUACACAAGCGAGCUGCUCCUGCGAAAGCGUAUCUGUGCCUAUUUGUUUGUUUCGAAACCAAAGCCGUACACUUGGAACUUGUCAGCGACCUGUCUACUGAAGGUUUCCUGCUAGCGCUACAACGAUUCAUUGCUCACCGCGGCCGCCCUGCUCACAUUCACUCCGAUAAUGGCAAGAAUUGCGAAGGGGCCAAAAAUAAGUUAAAUGAGCGGUUUGAUCUGCUGCGGAAAAGUGAGGAGACCGAGAAAAUCGUUUCGACCUGUGCUGCUGAGGGGAUUACUUGGCAUCUAAAUCCACCGAAAGCGCCACACUUCGGCGGCCUCUGGGAGGCGGCCGUGAAGGUGGCAAAGAAGCAUCUGUACCGCCAGCUCGGAUCAACCCGUGUAUCCUUUGAACACCUUACCACCAUCUUGGCCCAAAUUGAGUCGCUGAUGAACUCCCGACCGCUCCUACCAAUGUCUGAAGAUCCGAACAAUUUGGCUGCGCUCACGCCCCGUCAUUUCCUCACAGGAUCCAGUCUACUAGCCCUGCCCGACCCAGACCAUCGAGAUAUUCCGGAAAAUCGACUUGACCAUUUCCAAAAACUACAGCUGCACGUCCAAAAUUUUGGUGUCACUGGCGCACAGAGUACCUCCAAGAAAUGCAGAAUGAUACCACGAUGA